UUGUUCCCGUUUCAAAAUGGCGAAUUUAGGUCUGUUAUAUCUCGAACGCUAAGGCUUCCGAGGGAUCCUCGCGCGUGACAGUCCCUACGCUAACGGGUAGCGGCGCGACGGCCCGCCCGGGACCGGCUCCUGUCGACCGCCGGCGGAGGUUGACGACCUAUCGAUUUUUUUGUCUGCGACCUCUCGUCGUCGGGCGGGCCGGUGUCGGCGGCCGAGGUGGCCGAGACGCUCCGGGCUCGGCGGAGGCGGGCUGGUGUCGGGAGCCGCACGUCGCCGCGCCGCUCUGCACCGCAUCGUGUCGCGCUUUGUCUCGGCCGUAGUCAGCUGAGCGGCGCGCCACCAUGGCAGAAUAUCAUGGGCAAAGUAUGGACGCUGGCGGGAAUAAUUUUGACUCCGGUCAGCAGCCACAGGAGCAGGAGUUGGCGACGAAAAUGCUGCAGAUCCAGUCGAAACGGUUCUACCUGGACGUGAAGCAGAACCGACGCGGCAGGUUCAUCAAAGUGGCAGAGGUGAGCAUCGGCGCGGACGGGCGGCGCAGUCAAAUCUUCCUGGCGAUGUCUACGGCGGCGGAGUUCCGCGACCACCUGUCCAGCUUCAGCGACUUCUACUCGUCGCUGGGGCCGCCCAACCCAGACAACGUGCCCGACGACGGCAAGCUCAAGUCAGAGAUGAUGCUGAAGGACAACCGGCGGUACUACCUGGACCUGAAGGAGAACUCGCGCGGGCGCUUCCUGCGCGUGUCGCAGACCAUCACCCGCGGCGGCCCGCGCUCGCAGGUGGCGCUGCCGGCGCAGGGCAUGAUCGAGUUCCGCGACGCACUCACCGACCUACUCGACGACUUCGGCAUCGAUGACGGAGGGUUCAAGGGCGAGCUGCCCGAGGGCCGCCAUCUGCGCGUCGACAACAAGAACUUCUACUUCGACAUCGGCCAGAACAACCGCGGCAUCUACAUGAAAGUCAGCGAGGUGAAAAGUAACUUCCGCACCGCCAUCACAGUGCCGGAGAAGUGUUGGACGCGGUUCCGCGACAUCCUGGCCGACUACUGCGACAAGAUGUGCCGCGCGCACCAGCCCGCCGACUCGCAUCAGGAGACGGUGGGAGCGCCGCACCGGAUUUGAUGCGCGCGGCAGUGAGGGGCGGGGACACGGGGCGAGGGGGGCGCGGGGGAGGGCGGGGCGCGCGGUCAGUGACCGGCCGGGCCGCCGCCACACAAACUGAUGCUUUAUUAUUAUGUGUAUAUAGUAUUGAUAUGAUUAUGUAGUAUGUUAUAUAUUUGGCGCUACGAGACCACCCGGGCCUCGGCCCGGCCGCGGCGCGAGCUCGACUCCGCCAUCACAAGGUACUAAUGUUGCUAAUGUUGCACUCCGACGGUUCAUUUGUUGUUGACAUUGUAGGAGGCGCUCGUUCGUGGCCUUUUAAUCUAAAUUAUUACUUGCGCCGCUCGCCGAGGGCGGCCUUAUUUUAUUAUUUUUCUGAAAGAAACUAACUUUAGACGGCUUUGAGCUUUAUUUUUAAAUUAUCACUUUAUUUUAUUCUCUUUUUUUAAUUUGUGUAAAUAGUUUUCGGCACAUGGUAUCGAGAAUAUGAAGUAGAACGAAUGUUGAUACACUAUAUAGCGAGGCGGAGAUGUAUUCCGAGGUGUAAGUCAUAUUAUUUCGUUAAGUUAUAUGAUAUUAGGGCCGGAGUGCCGGGCACGCGACAACAUAAUAAAGUUUCGAUACAAUUGCGACGGCCACUUGUCUAGUUUGUAGGUGUAUGUGUUUUUUCUUUACUAUGAUUAUUGAAUGAUAGUGUUUACUGGCAGCGCGGAGUAGGCAGGGCUCGUGCCGGCCGCGGUGUACUCGAAUCAUUAGAUUUACGACGCACUGCUGUGAUAUACAUAGGCGUACGAUCCGACGGAUUUAAAAUGUUAUUACGUACGGGACGGACGCGGCCGCGGUCACGUCCUUGUUAUUUGGUAGGUUUGUACUGUAUUCUAAAUUGAACGAAAAUAUUGGCUUCGAUUCAAAACGGUUGCUGUCAAAAUUAUGGGUAAUUGGCGAUUCAUUAAUGUUAGGACGGACCCCUCAGUGAGGGCAGUGCACUACGAGGCGGCGGCGGGGCCUUGGAACUUACUCUACUCAUGUAUUUACGCAUUUUGUUUGAUUAUUAUGUUUUAUUAUGACUACAUCACUCCGAUUCACCCUUUAUUGGUAGCUUUAGGCGUAUCGCAACGCGGUCGCAACAUCCGCAGUAACUGUACCGGUGUACCAUAGUACCAGUGUACCAGAGUACCAGAGUACCUAGUGCCGCGGCGCUGGGUAUGUGAUACCCGGCGCUGGGCAGUCUCCUGUGAAUAAUGCAAUAACGAGAUCGUGGUGUAUCUAUGACGGCCUGAUAUAAUUUGUUUGUGUGUGUGUAAGUGCAUUAGUUUUACUUAGUUUUUUUUCACACGCACAGAGUGCGCCACUGGUAUCGCUCAGUAUUGUUUGUUGUGUUCUCUCAGGGCGCCCUCGGACUCUCUCAGCUGUUGAAUACGUUUACAUUUUGUGUGAAACGAAUUUAAGUAUACAUUUAUCUGUGAAAUAUUCAUAAAGUUAAUUGACUGCGAAAUUAUUGUAAAUUGGACUGCGAGAUCUAUUAUAUUAUAAAUAUUGUAUCUUUCGAUAUAUGCGACCUGUGGCGCGUACGGUUGUACCGCUCUGUGUCUGUAUGUAUGUAACGUGCUCUAUACGUAACUACUCGUGAGUGAGCGGACUUUGUAGUUAUUGUACUGUUAUGUUGUUCCAUGGACUUAUGAAGUUAAUACAAGCAAGUAUGUGGUUAGUGCUAGACACAUAGACUACUUCACCCGUAAGGUUACAUAGACAUAGGCCCGCGCGGCUGCGUAGGUUAAUUUACAGUACAUUUUCCUCUGGAGACCAUUCUAUAUAGAGUGACAUAAGUUGGUGACGUCCGAUAAAGUGUUACAUAAUAUAGAAGAAAAUAUGAAAUACCUAUAUAAAACAUUUCUCUAUACGAAUAAAUAAAAGAUAGAAAUAUAUACAAAGCGGGGGCGGGCGAGCGCGUCGCCGUAAGUAAGUUAGGAUAGUUCGCGACACGCGGGGCGGGCGCGGGGCCCGGCGCGCCCGACGCCAGGCGCGGGGCCCCACUGUACGACGCUGUACUACCGGGCCCCGCCUCGCGACUUGGGCUUCAUUUUAAACUAAACUAUUUAUGGUACAAAAGUAAUUUUACUUCCAUAGAUGUUUAAGAUCUACAGAGUUUAUAUUUAGACUUGAAAUAAAAGAGGUUAUAUUCGCUCGGUCGUGGGCCGGCCUGGCACUCGGUCGAUAAAGUAUAAAUAAAUUAAAGCUAUAUGUAUAAUGAGAUGAAUAAUAGUCUAUACGUGGAGCUAGGUACCGCGCGGCCCCAUAGCGCGGCCCCAUACCGCGGCCAGUCAGUGCUGCCCCUGUGAUAGCGCGCCCCGCUCCGCCCCGCCCCGCCACCCCCGCCCCGCCCUCACCCGCUUGCCGACUUCGCGUUCCUUCACUUAGGUUUAUGAUGCCCACUGGGCCAUACGUUCGCGUUGCACAUGUCCACUGUAUCCCAUGUCCCACCUCUUCCGCCCCUCCUCGCUCGCUACAUAGCAGCGAGCCGCUCUGUCCGUAACGCGUGCUCCUCAACUCCACUUGUCUUUCUCGUUCAACGAUUUUACUGACCAAAUAUGUUCAACACUUGGGUUGUGACUUCUCACUGUGAUAUUUGGUCAGUCACUGCCUGCAGUGGAGUGGCCCCUGUAACGCCACGGUCCUCCUCCGGCAGCGAAGCGUCCCCCAUAGUAAACAACGACGAACGUAUGUCACUAGUUCGGGCGGUGUUUGUCUAGUUGGUGUGCAGUCUGAUGCCUGGUGGUGAUAGUCAAUUAUUAUAAUAUUCAUUAUCCGCGACGCAUCGCCGCUGUCACUGCGGCCCAGUGCGGCCCGGCGCGGCCCAUGCGGCCCUGCGCCCGGGCGGCCCGGGCGGUAGUAGUCAGACCGCCAGUGACAGCGGCGAGGCAGCCGCACGCCGCCCCCGCUUCCUAAGUGUUAAAUAGGUCACUAUAGUUACGAAUCGAAUCAACUGCUAAAAUAAAAACUAAAAAAAAAUCAGAGUUAUAAUAGUACGUUAGUUUUAAUUAUAUUUCUGAUAUUAAUUGAUGUUUUGCUAAAAGAUAAUUUAUCUGUACGUUAGGCGCGAGGCCGCGGCCCGCCACAUUGUUUCUGUGAGGGCUGAGUGCCACCAUUCAUUGUUAGACUUGCUACUCGACGUCGACAGGUAUACCGAGUCGACGCUCACACUCGUCCAGUAUGGCGCGGUUUUAUUUUUCUGGUCAGCUUGUAAAUUCAUACCGCCCUUGUACAAAAUAUAAACUUGUGAAAAAUCAUUUUAUAAUUACAUGUAAGCAAUACCACAGUACCUGAGAUUGAAAUAAAAAUUAUUAAAAUGUAAUAGUAUGAAAAUAGCGGUUGGACACAAUACAAGACAAGUACUCGGCGGUUUUCGAUGAGCAGUAACUAAACAGGAUAGGUUUGCAACUCUACUUUGUGGAUUUAGUUAGGUUUGUGUUUUAUUUAGUACGUCUGCGGCCGAUCGUCGGCUGAGGGUCGAGAGGUCGGAAGGUCGGAGGGCUGCAGCUGUAGGGAGACUGCAGGAGAGCGAGCGAGCGAGCGAGGCGAACGACGCGAGCGAGCUGCGGCCCCUAGGGUAAACGGUUGAAGGGAUCACAUGCGAGGUGAUAGGAGUUGUUCUUAGCCAUAGGGAGUACGCGGGCCCGCCCGCCGCCCGGGCCCCGCGCGGCCGGCGGGCCCCUUAAGGUAUGCUUAGGACGUGCCAUAACACGUUGCGAUCAUGUCAUCACAUCUAUGUAUAGGUACCUUUGUAUUUACGUCCACGAGGAGGAAGGAGAUGGCUUCAGUUUCACGUCGGCGUCUAUAUGCGUCGGCUGCGUUUGUUUUGAUUUCAGUUUCUCGUACGAUAAGUGAGACCCGACAGCGGGAGCGGGCCGGCGUCCGGCGCCGACCCGGUCCGGCUGUGGGACGGUAUGAUAAGUGCUAACGUUUCGUUCGUGGGUAUUAGUGAAGGUCUCGUGUGGCCUCAUGCCGCGAGUCACGUCACGAUGAUAUCAUGAGUCAGACGGAGGUGAAUAAAUGAUACUGCCAAUCGAUUGUAGUUUAUAUUUAAUAAUGGUAAAUGAUUUGUAGACUUAAAACUAACAAUUUCGAGAUAUUGUGUCCUAAAUAUUUAUGUAUAGUAUCGAUACAUCUGAUGGCUCGGUGCUGUCCACGCGUGCACUCGGCGGGAGGCGUGGACAGGGCCGGACUCGUGUGUAAAUGUUUUCCUUAGGGUGAGGACGAUGGAUACAAACUGUGUUCUGUAGAGUACCGACCGACAGGGCGUUGUCUAGAUAGGAUUGCACACGUCGCGGGCGCGGGCAUGGCUCACCUGGGCUGCGCCCGCGCAAGCGAUGUUAUUAAACGUGGACUACGUUCGCGAAUGAUGCUAAGGUGUAAAAAAAAAUAGAUUGCAAUAUAAAUGUGGUUGUUAGGUAUAAUGGUGACGGCAUAUUGGGUGUUGUGUAUGGAGAGGAGGCGACUAGGGAAGGGAUACGAAGGGAACGUUUUGAUAAAUAUGCGUCGGCAAGGACGGUCGAAGUUUUAAUAAUAUAAUUUGCGUAUUAGUAUUCAUUUCUAAAACACAGAGCAUCCAAUGCGCGAAGUGGAUUACGAGUCAGUUUUCUAAAUAAAAGACACCCAAUAUGCAACGGAGUAGUUGGUAAUGCGAUAUCGUAAUGUUUGGAACUCUGGGACUGACAUGGCUCAUGUGAUGAGGAUAAAUUUUUUUUGAAUAUUUUUUUUGUCUAAAUUGUCUAAAUUUCUCAAUUCGUGUAUGACACGGCUCGCUAGUAUUGAGACUGGUUCGGUGUGGGCGUACGGUGCCGCGUCCGGGCGCGCUCCGCCGGACCGGCGCCGCUCGUGCGCGGCACUCGUACGCCAGUGAGAUUUUGUAUCCAAAGAUUGUAUAGUGUGAUGUAUAACUUCCUAUAGGUUUAUUAUUAUACUAGUAUUUUAUAUACUUGUUGUUUUUCUAUUGUUUGACACUUGGUGUUUGGAACAUUGUCAGAUCUCCCGAUCGAAUUUUAUUGAAUAAAAUUUGCUUGUAAUGUUUUGUAAGUCAGUUACUGACGCCAUUAGUGGUCUGUCUUAGAAUUAAAUUCAAAAUUCGAUGGAUUAUAAGCAGUGUCUGUAACUUUUUUUGUAUGUAUAAUAUGUAUUAACUGAGGGAAUGGAAUGGAUCUCUGCGCUACGACCGGGCACAAGUGAAGUGUUGUAGGAUCGAUCUCGCGAGGUGUUGGCCGCGGUGGUAGCGCGGAGCGGUCGUGUGCGAGGGGCAGUCAAACUGCAAGUAGAUGGUGCUUGAGUGUACUUACGAUGGAUAUCAUAUUAUUUCUAUUUUAUAACUGAAAUUAAACGCCUAUUUAUUUUGUGUAAGUUGAAGUGAAAUUGUUAUUUUUAAUCAAAAUUAAUUUGGUCAAACUGUCCAUGUCUUAGUUCUUUGUAAGCGCAACACGUUCGUGUAUAGAAUAAUGUAAUUGGCGCCAUCUAUCGGUCGCCACCGAGUACUAAUAAGUAGCGGUUAGUUAGAGAGGACGUGUUGCGUACGACCGAACGUCGUGACGUGAGUGGCAUGCGCACGCGGCGACGCGGUCUGCGCGCGGCCCCACUGGCGGGCCCACUGGCGGCCCCACUAGCGGGCCCCUUCCGGGCCCCGAGCCUGUCACAGGGCGCUGAGUGCGGCCCCGUGCGCACGCCGCGCCGCCGCGCGUUGUUGGAUCGCUCGACAUACACAAGGCGGAAUAUUGGUGCGCGACUGCGACGCGCGGUGUGCCGUAGGAAAGUUUUACGAUAAAUGGUGAAAAAAUAAAGAAAUUACAAAAAAA
Molecule: messenger RNA, 6937 nt
Organism: Spodoptera litura
Lineage: Eukaryota; Metazoa; Arthropoda; Insecta; Lepidoptera; Noctuidae
Gene: Pur-alpha
Product: Purine-rich binding protein-alpha
Biological process (GO): regulation of transcription by RNA polymerase II
Cellular component (GO): nucleus
Molecular function (GO): RNA polymerase II transcription regulatory region sequence-specific DNA binding; purine-rich negative regulatory element binding; DNA-binding transcription factor activity, RNA polymerase II-specific
Source: RefSeq, a predicted model, not a curated record